Messenger RNA from Bombus terrestris (buff-tailed bumblebee), 7867 nucleotides. RefSeq lists its product as uncharacterized. The transcript is spliced from 20 exons. Lineage: Eukaryota; Metazoa; Arthropoda; Insecta; Hymenoptera; Apidae. Bases 296 to 5893 code for a protein of 1865 amino acids. Gene Ontology annotation, molecular function: protein binding. The record is from RefSeq and is a predicted model, not a curated record.
GAUUAUAAUGCAAUAUAACCUUGGUAUUCUGACGUUUGGAAAUUUGACGGCGGUGUUAUUGUAAAAAUGUAAUGCGUUGUAAAUAAUUAAUUUUCUUCGUUUUUCACGUAGGGAAAAAAUAAAUACGUUUCGACGGAAUGCGUAAUGUGAUAUUUAAGCUAGAUUACUUUUGCAAUCAUUUAUUUUUAGCACGACAAGAAUUUCUUAAUAGGCAAAUCUUUCUCCUCGUUAACUAUAUUAUUUUACAAGCGCAUAAACACAGGUAGUAUUAAGAUUACCAGUUGCCAUAAAUAUAAUGAUUGCAGAAAUAGGCACAGAGGGCUUUCAGCCAAUGACAAGUUUUACUGAAGAAAGGCUAUUUAAGUUACAAUGUUUGAUUAAAGCAACAGAGAUACAACACAGUGCACAAUGUGAAUAUGGAAAGAGAUUAUUUUUAGCACUUACAACAGGAAAUGCUGACAUUUUUUUGUAUUAUAAGAAAGAUUCAGUAUCUACUGCAGUAAUUAAAAGAAUACCUUGGUUCCAAGGAUCUCACAAACAAAUCUCAGCUCUAUGUUUUCAUUCUAUGGGAUCAUGGUUGCUCACUACAAGUGUUGAUGGAUCUGUAUAUAUAAUCCCUGCUCUAUACUUCGUAGAUGAAAAUUGUGAGAAGGACAAAAGAUGGACUAGUGAUGAUAUAACUUCUUUUCCUUCUAUUAGUUCACAGUCAUCCCAUUCAAAGCCUACUGCAAUUGUAUGGUGGCAAAGUACAGUAAUACCAGCUGAAAUUGGUAUUAUCGGAACUGAGUAUGGGGAGAUUAUAUUUAUAAAUCUUGAAACUGGCCAUCAAACAAAUGUCACACAAAUCAAAGGGAAUAUUGCCAGUUUGCAUAUUUGUCGCGAUCAAAGUAAUGAUAUUGUAUCUCUUCUGAUAACAAGCCAAUCCAGAGGACAGUGGAGAUUACUUUUGGAGCAGCGUACAUACAGUUGUUUGCAUCAUUUAGAGAAUGGGGAAUCAUAUAAUGCGUUGCAUACAAAUGAUAACAUGUAUGAUAAUACCAAGAUAUUUGCUUCUACUAGAUCCAGAUUGCAAGGACUCAAGCAGUUGUCUGUGGAAAAAAUUGCAAUUCUUAGACAAAAGUUAAUAGAAACAAAAAAUCAGACAUUAGGAGAAAAUUUACAAUAUCAUGAUAUUACGAGCAAUAGAAAUACACAAAAUAUAACUAUUAAUUCUGACUCUUCUACAGAAGUAAAUCAGAAUCAGAUAACACCAGAAGCAAUGUCAAAAGAUGUAUUUCUAAUGUCUCAGUUAGAUAGGGAUGGACAACAAUUAUAUACAUGUUACCAUUCUAUUACAAAUCAGAUAUUGGUAUAUGGACCUAAUUUUACUACUGUACCUUUAUCAGCGCAUAAAGUAUUUGAAUCGUGUAGAAAUGUUUUAUUAACUCAGCGAUUUUUUUUUAUUACUGACAUCAGUCAACGUGUAAUAUAUGUAAUAUCAGACAAAUUAUCCGAAACUCGUAAGAGUGAUAAUGGUAAAUUUAAUCCAGAGUGUAUUGUUGGUCACUUUUCUUUGGUGAAUAGUAAAGAAGUUAUACGUGCCGUGUACAGAGCUAUUGAUUGUACAAAUAGUGCACCAACAACACUUUCUGAAGAAAUUAAACAUAAAUACACAUUACCAAAGGGAGUGAGAGAUAUUAAAAUCGAAUUACCUCAUGUGGAUACUUGUAUAAUUGUAACAAAUCAUUCUGUAUAUAAAAUUGUUUUAAGGAAAUCAAUAUUAUCAAUUUUUAUGGAAUUAGUAUUAAAAAAUAAUGAACUUGAAAAAGCGGCAAAGUUGGCUAUAGUACUCGGUAUUAAUGCACAACAAUUAUUAGAGCAAGCUGGUGAUAUACUUUUAACUAAUAAAGAAUUUCCACGUGCUGUAGCUUGCUAUAAAUUGUCUAAAUGUAGAAUAAUGAAGAGUAUGUUAAAAUUUGCUUCUGUUGGUUAUACAGCGGAUUUAUUACGUUGUCUUACACAUUGUUUAACUUCCCCGGUUAUUAGCGAAAUGCCUGUUGCACCAAGAAUACAUCUUUCUAACUUAUGUGUUCUUGCUUUUAUCGAACGAACGCUGCGAGCUUCAUCUCAAAAGUCCAAAGCUAUAUAUAAAGAAUUUUUGUAUUUCUUAUCUACAAAUUCUUUUUACGAUGAAUUGUUAGCAGUGAAUAUCGCUGGACAGACGUGUCUGUGGGAAGUGUUACAUCAUUUAGCAACACAGAAGGGUCUUUAUGGACAAAUGUUAGAUAUUCUUAUGAGGACAAUACAUACUUUCAGCACAAACAAUUUCCAACCAACACCAUAUGGUUUGUUGAUAUGUAUAAGUGAACCAAGUCUAAUGCAAGCAAUGUUAGUUUAUCCUGAGUUAGCUAGAAGUCAUAUGUCAUUUAUUCUUGAUAAUCUUCAAGACUCUCAAAUUUUUGUACUUCAGAGAUUAGUAACACUAUACGAUCCAACGAAUCCAGUAAUAAGACCUAGGGUAGUGCGAUGCCGAUUACGCCAUAGAACUACUUCGCACAGUUCUCAAUCUAGUCAAUGUGAUUCUAUAGAUCUCGUGGAAAAUGAUGAGGCUGAUACACUCAUAGAAGAAAUCAUAGAAACUUUUUUACUAAUUUUACUGACUUUGAUUUGUAAAAAAUCUAUUUUACAUCAAGAAUCUAUUACAUGUAACAUUGAAUUAUUAGAAUUUAGGAAGGAUCAUAGAAAUACUAAUUCUGGUGUUGAUUUCAAAAGAAGACCAUUAUGUGCUGGAUUCUCUCAUGUUGCUCUAAUUAGGAAUGGAAAUGUUUAUACAUGGGGAAGUUCUGUGCAUGGAUGUUUAGGAAUUGGUCCAUCUGUAUUGAGAUAUGGUUCACCUCAAGCUAUAACUUUUUUCUGGCUUAUGGAAGUUGAGGUUCUCAGUGUAUCUUGCGGUCACUGUCAUACUCUGGCAGUAACUAAUAAUGGCGUUUACGCGUGGGGUUCAAGUCAGUUUGGUCAACUAGGUCUGGGGAAAGUUUUACAAUGUUCAACCCCUGAAUUGAUCACUUCUUUGGCUCAAGAAGUCAUUAUUGAUGCAGUAGCUGGACAAUACCAUUCAGUAGCAUUGACUGCGGAUGGUAGAGUUUUCACAUGGGGUUGGGGUGUUCAUGGCCAAUUGGGUCAUGGUAAUACCGACAAAAAAAUGACUCCCACGUUAGUUACGUCUUUACUUGGUACCGUUAUACGUUACAUUACUGCCGGUCAUGCACAUACAUUAGCUCUUUCAACAGAGGGUAUUGUGUAUGCGUUUGGUUGUAAUAUUUUUGGGCAAUUGGGUGUGGGUAGUAAUGUUAAGAGUUCAGUGCCAAUGAAAGUUUCGUUAUCAGAAAGAAUAACUCUUAUCACAACUGGGUAUUUUCACAAUCUUGCUGUUAGUUAUACAAAUAAGUUAUAUAUAUGGGGAGCUAGUCCCCAAGUACUCCGAUUGCAAGCACAAACGCAAAAACGAACUCGAAUAUUGGAACAACGAGACUUGAAGCAGUUUGAAAAUAUUGACGAGUUCGAAAAAGUCACGGAUUCCGCAAACAUGAAUGAUACAAAUGAAGAAGUCUUAGAAAAUAAUGCACAAAAUAGAAAUGUACAAUCAAAAGCAUGCGGUAUUAGUACAGAAUCGCGAAAAAAAUUAGAUAACACGUGUUUAAAAAGUGUAAACGUCGGGUCCCUUGAAGAAGCUCAAACACAUUUAAAACCAACCAUUGUAGAUACGAGUUUAGUCAAAGGGGAUAUCAUCCGGAUAUCAGCUGGUUGCCACCAUAAUGCUCUCAUGACGAAGGAUGGAUCGCUUUAUAUGUGGGGCAGAAAUUUAGAUGGUCAGAUAGGCAAUGGUAGCAGACGGGAAGUGCCGAUUCCUACGCCAUUGUGUUACAAUCCCGCUUCGAUUUUUGCACAAGUACCACCAAGGCAUAAUGCUUACAAACGAGUGGAGGAGGAACAAGAUUUAAACGGCGAUGUAAAGAAUUCUGCGGUGAACGAAAAAAAUGGAAAUGUACAUGAUGAAGCCAGAUCAUUCCAAGCAGAAAGUAGUAAAUCCAAGGAAAAAAUAAACCCUGUAAUUAAAACUGUUGCAAUUCACUGCGGAUACGAUUAUACAGUCGCUAUUCAACCAGGAGGUACAGUUCUAGCUUGGGGUAAUAAUAGUAGAGCACAAUUAGGUCGGCUUCCUGCAAAAGAUGCACGUGACACCGACGAUAAGCUUGUGUUGAUUAAAAAGCGAGUUGUACGGCUCCCUCACGCAUCGCAUGUAGCUUUGGACGUGCCUAGUCAAGUUCCUAAUAUUCCCGCUCCCAUUAUUUCUUAUCAAAGUUAUGAUAUACCCUCUCUGGCGGGUAUAAUUCGUCCUUUAAGCGUUAUCGAAAAAUCACCAGGAGAAUUGACGCUACAUUAUGCAUUAGAAUAUUUCUCUGGUUUAUAUGAUUCCUCAAGAAUUAUAGAGAAGUGCGUCGAGUUGGGAAACUAUCAGGCUUGCUCAAAAAUAGCUAUGCUACAGCAUAAUAUUUCCGAUGCGUUUUCGUAUCAAUUGAAAAUUUUACACGUAUUGAGUCUGCAAUCUUGCUCAAAAGUGAAGUCUGAAAAUUUGCGCGAAAAGACAGAACGAAAAUCUUUGGAUGAGUGUGAUUUAAAGAAGUCUUCAUCAGCACAUCACGUUAGAAAAAACACUGAACUUUUUAAUAAACAGAUAGAGAAGAAUCUGAUUGAUUCUGUAAAAGAUUGCGCCGCUAGAAAUAAAAUGAAAAUUCCUGCAAGCAAAUCAUUGAAUAGUCUGCAAACGCUUCAACAAGAACUAUACACAUUCGAUUGUCAAGGUGGCUUAGAAGAACUGUGCAGAGAUAUUAAAUGUGAAAAUGCACCUAUGGAGAUUUUCGGGGAUAGUUUUGAUUCUGACACUAGUUCUGAUUCGGAAGAAUGGUUGGAAAGUCUUAUUUUCAAGGAAAAUCAAUUACCAAAGCAAAAAAAAGCAGAAACAUCCACUAAAGAUAGUUCUUCUCCUCCUUCUACUCCUAUGAAAGAAAGUGUAGAUCAGUUGCCCAAAAACAACGGGACAUUUUAUGAAAAGAAAAUUGCUCGAUCUUGGCAGAAUAAUAUAACCAAUGAAGCUAUAAAAGUUAUUAAGUUUUUCUUGAAUGAAAUGGAAAACGAAGCGGACACUGUCAAGUGUAAAAUGUUACAAGAUGCGCUUGAGUUCUGGAUUAAACACGAUUUACCGAUACAAAGUAUAGAGAAUAUAUUUUUGGAACACAUUCAAUCGAUUUUUUAUCCCCUUGGAUUACUGUUAUUUUGCCAAGAGAUCAUGGAUAAAUAUUUGGAUAUAAAUAAAAAUAAUAGCGAAGCUAAAAACGUUAUUGCAAUUAAUUGUUUUUCUCUUAAGUUUUGUCUUCAAGUGUGUUCCAUGUUAUUACAUCAUAUUGAUCAAAACCAACCUAUGCCUGAGUUCAUUAAACUAUUAUCUUCCUUAAUGGCUGACCAAUUUGGACCGCCAUUGACUGGAUAUCCAGGUUCAAGUGGAAAUAAUACUCCAAAAGAAAUGAUGGAAGGAGUUAUAAGCACUGUGUCUUCUAAUAUUCAUGACUCCAAAUCUUUCGUACACAUUAAGGAUCCAGAUGCAGUAUAUCGAUUUCUCGAGGCUGAAGAAGAUACAAUGAUAUUCACAUGUGGACAUCAUUUUCCACUAGCUACAUAUAAAACCGAAGUAAUUCCAACGAUGGAAACCGAGUUACUGGGAUCCGAAUCAUUAGUUCUUCCACAUACAGCCCAGUACUUAGGAAAAAUGUUAUCUCAGACUACUAAGCCGGAAAUACUAUGCCCUUUGUGUAUACCAAGAGCAUUGGAAACAUUGGCGAAGAAACAUGGUGGGUGAGGAGUAUGUACCUGACAUUUUAUUUUAACGAAAAAGAACAAAAUGAUAGAAAAAGGUGAUAUAUAACUUUUUCUUAGGAUCUUAACGAACUCUGAAAUUAUACACGUGAAAGAGUGAACUUUUAAAUUAAUUUUAAUGAACUAAAACAUUAAACUAACACUGAAAUGUAGUUAAUAUAAAUUAAAAUAACAAUUACGUUUAAAUUUACUGACAACACUUGCCAUCGCAAUUGCGUUGUAUUCAAUAAACAUUACAGAGCACUGUAAAGAACUAAAGCUCUCUAUAUCUUUGGAAUUAUAUUUUUUAGAUUAUCUAUAGAUAUAGGUAAUUCUACAUAGACAUCAUUAUAGUGCACUAUAUGUUUCAUUACUUAAGAACAUGCAUCUUGUCCAAUAUCAGGAGGAUUAUUUCAUUAUGCACUUUGAAAUUGAACAUAUUCACUGAAUCUAGAUACAUAUUAUGUGUUCAUGAAUUGUCAAGUGAUAUUUCAAAUACUUUACUAAAACGUAUCAUGAAUUAACAAGGGAUAAUAUUAAGCAUUAACAUUUUGAGUAUACAUAUUUAAAUUUGUGAAUCUCAGAAAAUUAAAAAGGAUGUAGUGAAAUAUGUCAUUUUCAAUUAAUAUUCAACAUCCAGUCAGCACUAUAUUUUAAAAGAUAAGUUAGAGAUUCAAAUACAACGAUGUAACGUGAAGAAUAGCGAACCAGGAAUGAUUUCCUUUUUGGACUUUGUUUAUAAAACGAUUUUAUCCCAGAUUGUACAAAUUUUAGAAUUGAUAUUUUACAAGCAUUAUUUUUUAUGAAUAUAAUAAUUAUAUUGUUAGUGAAUUUUAAUUUAUACUGCUUGAAAUAUUCCUUUUAGCAGAUGUUACAUUUUAUUUGAGAACUAAUUGCUUAUCAUUAUCUAUUAUAUCUCAUUACAGUUUUAACUUUUAAUUUAACUGAAAGAUCCAGAUAUUGUGUUGUAAAAUAUAUAAACGGCUAUAAAGAAAAUAUGUCAAUAAGAUAUAAAAUUUAUUAACACUUUCGUGAUCGAUGGCACGAUACUACGUAUUUUUCUCUUUUUUUUUUUGUUUCAUGAUUUUAUCAGACCUCAGGGGAUACCCUUUCUACAAUUUUGGUAAGAGAGAGAAGGGUUAGAUAUAUGCAUAACAGAGUUGAAUGAGAAAUGAAUCAAUGCGGGCGCGAAAGUGUUAAUAUAUUUGUUAACCAAAUAUUACUUACUGUGAAGCCAUAAUAUAGAAUUGUACAGUAGUUAUAGAAACAUUGUAAAAUAUAUAAAGAAAAAAAAAAGGAGAUAGGAUUAGGAAAUAGACACAGCUAUUAUCUGUGCAAUCUUAUAAAAUUGGUGCAAAGUGUUAAGGACUGAUGAAAAAUGUUUUGAUCUAGUCUUCAAAGUAUAUGCCAGAAUAUAUUAGUUGAUCUUAGAAGUUGGAAAAAAUAGAUAAUUAUUAGAAAAGAUAUACAUAUAUAUAUAUAUAUAUAUAUUAUGUGAUUCUUUGUGAACUUAUGUUGAUUAGAUGAUCAAUGUAUUGACAUUGUAAACGUGUAGAACUUGUACAUAGAAAAUUGUUUAUAAAGUUAGAAGUUUUUGGUUACAGAUGGAGCAAGUUCAUAGACAUGUUCUGUUUUAUUUUUUAAAGUAGAAUUGCAUGGAAGUGGAAAAUAAUACUUGUGUAUGUGAGGAAACUUUUCCAUUAUCAUUUUAGUGACUAAUAUAAAUGAAGGUUUAGAAAUUAAUUAAUGCAAAUUGUGGAAUAAAAUGAAUAUUCUUUAUUGCUAAAAUUAUAUUAUUAAAUUAUAGAGCUAAAUGAAGGUGUAAAAUUAUAAUAGCACAAAAUGAAUAAAAUAAAUAGUAUAUGUAUGUACAUCCUAUUUCUCGCACAAAAUGAUGUAAGUUAGAAGUAAUAAAAAAUUAAUUAUUGACAUGCAAAAGAAUUACUCAGAGAUAUACAUUGUGUUGAGUCAUUCAGUA